CAUCAUGAUUUACAUCAAUCUGUGUAAUGUUUCCUUCUCAGAAACAAAAGACCAUAUAGUCACGAUAAGGACUGUGUAAAUGAUUAAUUAAAUAUUCAAGUAAAGGACUGUUCCUUCUUACUUCACCCCAAUGCCUAAAGGUUCGAAUUUCUCAUAAAUUGUGUAAAAUACCAACAUUGCUCUGUUGUUUCCCUUAGCAGAGCUGUAAAGUGUGCACCCUCGAUGCAUACAGAAUAAAACAUGUAUCAACGUCUAGACAAGCAGCGUCAUGAUUGUCCCAUCAGAAAGUCAGCUUGCGGAAAGUAUUGCUUUAAAUUAUGCUAAUUGAUAUUAGUUCCAGCUAGUCGAUCACCUAUCGUUACUCCUAUCUGUUGGCCGCAAAAUUGUACCGCCUCACUGAACCUUCCUUUCGUGUCCUGGUUUUCCCUCCUUCAUCAAAAUGAUGUACUACGAAUCGUGCUUCAUUUUCCUAGUCAUUGCUUCCCCACGGCAAUCUACUUCCCUUAGUUCCGUUAAAUCGUCCUGCGUUUUAAAAUAUGAUGCCUUUUAUUGUUCGUUUCGUUAGCUUUACAUGUGGCCUUCUUCCCCCUGGCUAGGGAGGAGAACCGCUCAGUUGAAUAUGGAUUUUCACUACCCUGAAGCGGCACUCCUGACGCUGCAAAGCCGGAACGAACCAUUCAGGGAAUGAAUAAAAACGCAAGCCGACCGGAAGUGAUUUACUGACUAUCAGAUUGGGUGGAAAGCGAAUCGCAAAUCGGACUGCAAAUUGGCUGUGGCUGGGAGGGAUGCUUAAUAACGUUUCCAUGCGAUGGGGAAAAUGGUGAUGAGCUUUCGCGAAAAUGCGCCUGACGUGCUAAAUUAGACGGGAUAACUUCGUUGUAGAUGGUGGAUGAUACGUGUUCCCCGCACUAUUGUUACCGUACGGGAGGAGGAACGAAACUAUAGUGGAAUUAAAUUUGACAUGGUACAGUGAUCGAUUAGUUUUGGAUAAGGUAAGGUCGUUUUAGGAUUUAAUUAUUUGAUCCAUUCUUUACUUUCUUGCAGACUUUGCUCGAUUUACGAGCAUUGGAGGAUUUUUAAAUUUGAGAGUAUAUUGAGUUAAUUUUUGAAAUUAUGUCAUUUCAAAUUCUCCUUUUGUUCAUGGAAAAAACGUUCCUAUAAUUUAUCGAUUUAAUUUUUGAAAGAAGUAAUGUGGUGUAUGUGAUAAACGGCGACGGUUCCAUACGGCAGAAACGCGUAUCAAAUCCCUUCCGGAUCGUCUCUCCGUAGCAAGGACUGACUAUCCUGCCAUUUGAAGCUAUUUAAAAAAACAUCUUUAAUACGAAACAAUUUAUCUGAUGCAGCAGAUUUCAUUGUGCAAGUUUAAAAGCAUUCCCAAAAAAAGAGCUACACUAGACGCUGAUUAAUCGUUGAUUAAGUAAAAUUCUUCUAAUCACAACCGUGAAGCUAUUUAAUUAAGCUGGUACCCCACAAAGCGUUGAACCGAUUCCGAUUAUUGGUGUAAAUAAUCGAUUUACAACCGUUGACACACAGCUUCUUUUCGUAAUCGGAAUCGAAAAACGGUGAAAAAGCAUCUGCCCUGUCGCAGGGUCGACAGGGAUGCACCCACCGACCACACUUUAGCGGUCAGCGGUCAUAUUAUUCGUGCUUUGCACAAGACUUAACUGGUUCGGUUUAAUCUCGCCCUCUAAUCGUACCAACUCGUAGCGAAGAUGCACAACCAGGCACCAAGCCGCAGCAGCUUAAUUUCGGGACCAGCUCAAUCUGCUUCCUCAGCCCAGCGUGCGCUUUGCGUGAAGCGCAACAUUUAUCACCGGUGACCGUGAAAAUCUAGCGCUAGUUCGAUCGAUACCACCACCACCACCACCAUGGGGCGAUCGGUUCGAUGAGCCGCGCGGCAAGUGUGACCGAAGCGACUACGGCAGCCCGUUAGAUGCCGCUCAGUUUCGCGUUGAUCGUCGCGCGCUAAUGAUCGUUUGCAUCGAACGGUUGGCAUCGUAAAGCGUGUUUCGGUGCGUAACGCGAACUAGUUCGAGGUGGAACUAUUGCAGUUCGUGCGUGUAGUGGAUAAAAUAGCGGAAAGGGAAGGUGCAAGAAGGGCCACCGACCGUGUGCAAGCAACAUCAUCAUCCAGUGCAUCCUGUGAAGUGAAGUGUCCUGAAUUAGUUUUUCCAUCCAACGUUCGCCCGGGGGAAACGUAAACGGAAUCGAAUCGAAACGACGUCCUUCAAACGUGCAGGAAUUGGGUGCGUUUCCGUUUUAUCGUCAAUUUUUACUCGCCCGUAGGAGCACGAAAGCAUCUGGCCAAACGUACAACCUACAGACAGCCACGAUGGUGCUAAGCGAAGGACAGCUGGCACUGUGCACGGUGUUCACCCUAUGGUUGGGUGGUUUACCUUUGAUGUACUCACCGGCUCCCCGAGGUGACUGUGAUAAUUGUUGUCCCAUAAGAGAACCAAAGGAUAUACAGUUUUUCCUCUUCACAAGAGAAAAUCCGGACAACGGUGACACUUUGUUCGUGUCGGACAAGAAACACCUGCGAGCGUCUCGCCUUAAUCGUACCAACCCGCUGGUGAUCUAUCUGCACGGAUUUUCCGAACGUGCACCGGGCGGUUCCGGUGAAAGCAGCAAACAGAUGAAGGAUGCACUGCUGGAAGCGGACGACUACAAUGUGGUGUUGGUCGACUGGAGUCCACUAACAGCCCUACCGUGGUAUGUCAACUCGGUCCAAAAUGGUCCCCGCGUUGGACGGUAUAUUGCGCGCUUCGUGCGGUUUCUCGUGAUGUCCGAGUUUCCGCUCGAGAAGAUACAUCUGAUCGGGUUCAGUCUGGGUGCCGAGGUGGCCGGUUUUGCUGGUAAAACGCUCAACGAGUGGGGUCUAAAGCUGCCACGAAUUACCGGUCUGGAUCCGGCAUUUCCACUGUACGUCUUCGAGAAAGCCUCACAACGUCUCAGCCCAAAGGAUGCAGAGUUUGUGGACGUCAUCCAUACGGACGGUGGCCUGCUGGGCUAUCCUUGGCCAUUAGGACACGUGGAUUUCUACCCGAACGGGGGUGUCCCAUUGCAGCCCGGCUGUGCACAGCAGGAAUUGGCCAAGAACCGUUGGUUGGGUGUAUUUAUUGGGUGCAGUCACGCUCGGGCCUGGCAAUACUUUGCCGAAUCACUGACGCGCCCGCAAGGAUUUCUGUGCGACCGUUGCGAACCAAACGAAACGACCGGAACCGGAACGGGACGAUCAUCUCGCGACACCGCCAACUGUACGAUGGCCGGGAAUGUGUUUAUGGGCAUGUACACCGAUCGGACGCUUCGGGGCAAAUUCUACCUGAGCACAAAUCCACAGCCACCGUUCGGUAAACAUCUUAUGCCGAAAGAGGCGCAACAGCAGAAGCGACAGUUGCAGCAACGAAAAUCCUAAAAUGCCAAAACCCUGCGCCCAGCUUCCGGCAAAUGCGAUGGAAAGCUGACGCGCACGCGAUAGUGUGUAGGUAGGUUUUAUGUAAAUUAAUAAUAAAUUCAAAUUUUAAACUCCAACUA
Molecule: messenger RNA, 3534 nt
Organism: Anopheles funestus (African malaria mosquito)
Lineage: Eukaryota; Metazoa; Arthropoda; Insecta; Diptera; Culicidae
Product: phospholipase A1
Exons: 5
Coding region: 2333-3415 (360 amino acids)
Biological process (GO): lipid metabolic process
Molecular function (GO): lipase activity
Source: RefSeq, a predicted model, not a curated record